This is a messenger RNA of Durusdinium trenchii, 867 nucleotides long. NCBI's taxonomy places the organism in Eukaryota, Dinophyceae, Suessiales, Symbiodiniaceae. The record is from the annotation of a GenBank genome assembly.
AUGGCGAGCGACCGAGUCCAGGUGUGCUGCCGUCCAGCUUGCGCGCUGGCCUGCGGUCUAGCGUGCGCGCUGGUGCUGGUGCCGAGCUUGAGCACGAAGCAAGGGGUGCAAUGCUUCACGGAUGGCUUGGACUUCGGGUGUACCAAGCCGACGCCCUCCUCCGAAGUCUGGACCCUCAUCGGCGUUUUACUGGCGUUGAGAUGCUCCUUGGCUCUCUUGGCGUAUCUCCUGACUCUUUGCCGUCGCCUCCUUCAACGAGCUUCCCAUUCCGGCCGAGCUCGCGCUUCGAGCGCGCACACGUCCGCCGAAGACGGGCUGCUCGCCAAUCCAUUGGACCCUGCUGGCGCGGACUACUGGGAAGGCCGCAGCGUGGGGAGGGGCAUCAGUGUCUUCCUGCCGGACGCGCGAAAGCAGAAGGAGCUCUUAAGAACUUGGAACCAACGAGAAAGCUUCGCGCUUUUGGGCACUGGAAGUUAUUUGAUCCGGCAACCAGAUCUGCUGCUCUGGUGGGACUUGCCGGAAGAGAUGGUGGGCCUUUUGAGCGAGGAUCAGUCAGUGGUCUAUGCCGCCCUGGGGCCGGAGAAGCAGUACUUCCUGCGCUCCGCGUUCGCGUUCGGUGCAUCUACAACACGAGGGAAACAGGACUCGGUGGCACCGGAGCACGUGAGGAGCGGUGCUCGGGGGCGCCACCGAGUUGGACACACGUGGAACAGGACUCGGUGGCACCGGUCCGCACGGCGACGUCCGGUGGUUCCCGGUCCGGAAUGGAUUGGAUGGGCAGACGGUCCGGACAGUACGCCAAAACAGGUUCCGUCUUGUGGUAGCAGAUGCCCAGGAUCCCCGCAACCAUGUGGAACGCAACUCUGA